AUGGCUUCAAAAAUAGGUUUAACGAAAUAUAACUUGAAGAAUAUUAAGGACAAUUUCGCCGAGGACAGCGUAAAACUAAAAUGUGUAAGGGACAAAAUAUACGAACUGGAAUUAAUAAAAACCAAACGUAAACUUUUUGGUAAAGAAGUGCGGAAGGCGAAGCGACAACAUUGGUACAGGGAACAAAAUAAUCUUCAAGAGCUUACUUCAAAGAACCGUCCCGAUCUCUGGGAAGAAUUUGGUAAAAUUGGCAUAGGGGCGAAGCGAACAUCCAUUCCCAUGGAAAUAAUUAAUGAAAAUGGUGAUAUAAGUGACAAUGUGGAUCAGAUAUGA
This is a messenger RNA of Lottia gigantea (owl limpet), 333 nucleotides long. RefSeq lists its product as hypothetical. The record is from RefSeq and is a predicted model, not a curated record. Lineage: Eukaryota; Metazoa; Mollusca; Gastropoda; Lottiidae. The transcript has 2 exons. Bases 1 to 333 code for a protein of 110 amino acids.